Molecule: messenger RNA, 1360 nt
Organism: Linum trigynum
Lineage: Eukaryota; Viridiplantae; Streptophyta; Magnoliopsida; Malpighiales; Linaceae
Source: the annotation of a GenBank genome assembly
UUGGACCAUCAAAGUCUAAUUGCAAUUAUUACUUUUACCACCCUGAUUUUCUCUGAUUACCUAACUUUUGACCCUUAAGCAAGUUAAGCUUACUAGUUUACAUGAUUUAAUCACUAAACUAACUUUUGAGUACCAAUUUGUUUGCUGCCAAAACUCUAGUGAUCAAUUCAAUAAUUAUUAUAGAGCUUUGAUUCGCCGGCUAGGCAAGAACAGAAGUCUAGUCCUUUCUUCUUCUUUCUUUCGUUCUUCCUCCCGAAGUCCGAAGCCAAUCGAUUAUCCCAUCAGUGAGUGAUAAAGUUUCGAUCUUUAAAUAUUUGAAAGCGGUGGGUUCUUCCCUCCAGGAGUCAAAACAUGCCCAGAUAGAGAUAUGACGAAUUUCUCGCUAAGAUCCGCCAUUGUACUCUUCUUCUUCUUCAUCUCAAUCUCUUCGCAAUCCAGAAGCACCUGUUCUUCCACUGCCCCGCUUCAGGGUCAUGAAGAAUCUGCUGUUGUAAGAACCCUUGAGGAAGAGAAAGCGCAUGCUCAUGAGGUGCAUUGUUCGAGAGAGCGGAGCAGGGCGGCGCGGAAAAUUAUCGAGCAGUACUUGAUCCCCUUUGUUGAGAAGGAAAAGCACCACAUUCCAAAGAAGUGCCCACUUCACCCUGAGAAUGACCUCUACCGUCUCCAAGAACAGAGCAAAACCCGUGAAGAUAUCAACCUAUGGCGAUGUGGGUACUGCAAAAAGACAUUCUAUGAAGAGAAAAAUCUCGACAAGCAUCUUGAUGAAUGGCACUUUGACACCUUAGAUACGAGUCCCGGCAGGUGCUUGGCAGAUUCAUGUGGUGCAUUACAUUGUGACCUCGUGAUGGAUUCACCACGCAAGACAAAGUGCAAUCCAGCAGCUGCAGCAAGGAAUAAGCAUGCUUGUGAGAGUCUGGCUGAUCGCUGCUUUCCAGUCCAGGACGGCCCCUCAGCUCGUCGUCUCAAUGAUCUGUUCUUACGGCAAUUUUGUGAUGCCCACACUUGCAAGGGAGGCCGGAAGCCCUUCUCAAGAGGAGGCAAGAAGAAGAGGAAUGUGCUCUAUAUAGUUGCUUCAGUCCUGGUUUUGUUUCUGCUAUUUCUCUUCUACCUCUUCUUGUACUUGUAUGAAAGGGGCAUGAAGAGAGGCGGCCAAGGGCUGAAGCGGAUUACCAAAAGUGGACAGAAGAAACAGAGUUGAUUAACUGUUGCAGGUGUUUUAUUGCUGGCUUUCUCAUUUACCUUCUAAAGUGAUACUCAUUGGCAUAGUUCAAAGAUAGAGAAUGUUCAUUCUCUAUAUCUUCUGUAGUGGAUGUCUACAUACAUGCAUGUGAGGUUCUGAUUAUAAAUUUUUACAAAGACA